ACAACUUUAAGUGCGAUUCACGAUACUAGUCUAAUGGGCCACGACCUAAAAUAAUUGGUUUGGGCCUCUGUAGAAUAAUAGCUCAAAUAGGAGUGUCUUAUCACAAAUGUAUGUUGGCUGUUAGCUUAUGUGCUAUCUAGCUAGCAAAAAUAAUAUUGACGCAAGCUAGUUGAGGCCAACGAGGUAACGUCGUAAAAUUACAUUAGUGAAGCCGCUCAGUUAUCUUUUACAUCUGGUAAUAACUGCACCGUGCUGAGCAAUCACGGUUGAUACCCCUUGACUGCAUCGGACCACAGAAAAGAACAGCCUCCCAAAGAUUGAAAGUUAAGGAGCAGGAUGUCGAUCACUAACACUCCCACGAGUAACGAUGCCUGCCUGAGCAUCGUGCACAGCCUGAUGUGCCACCGGCAGGGAGGAGAGAGCGAAAGCUUUGCUAAGCGAGCGAUUGAGAGUCUAGUCAAGAAGCUGAAGGAGAAGAAAGAUGAGUUGGACUCGCUUAUCACAGCCAUCACUACAAAUGGAGCACACCCAAGCAAAUGUGUGACGAUACAGCGAACUCUGGAUGGACGCUUGCAGGUUGCGGGACGUAAAGGUUUUCCUCAUGUAGUCUACGCCCGACUGUGGCGUUGGCCCGAUCUGCACAAGAAUGAAUUGAAGCAUGUGAAGUAUUGCCAGUAUGCCUUUGACCUGAAAUGUGACAAUGUGUGUGUCAAUCCAUACCACUAUGAGAGGGUGGUCUCCCCUGGCAUUGAUUUAUCAGGGCUGACGCUUUCGACUUCAGGUCCACUUUUGGUGAAGGACGAGUAUGACUUCGAUAAUCAGCAAUCUCACUCCAGCAAUGAAAGCCACCUGCAAACAAUUCAGCAUCCACCAUCGAGGCCGGGCCCACAGGAGUCCUUCAGCACCCCUGCUCUACUCCCCCCAUCAGAAGCCAGCAGCUCAGCUUCAACCUCUGCCUUCUCUACCAUCGCUGCUGGACCUUCAAAUCCUCCUCCCAGCUGGAGCAGAAACAGCAGCUUCACCCCUGCGGUGCCUCAACACCAGAAUGGACAUCUACAGCAUCACCCACCAAUGCCUCACACAGGCCAUUACUGGCCUGUUAGCAAUGAAAUAGCUUUCCAGCCCCCGAUAUCCAACCACCCUGCUCCAGAAUACUGGUGUUCCAUUGCUUACUUUGAGAUGGAUGUUCAGGUCGGGGAGACUUUUAAGGUGCCGUCCACAUGCCCGAUAGUUACUGUGGAUGGUUACGUGGAUCCUUCAGGUGGGGAUCGUUUCUGUUUGGGACAGCUGAGCAACGUGCACAGGACAGAGAACAUAGAGAGAGCCAGGCUUCACAUUGGUAAGGGUGUGCAGCUGGAGUGCAAAGGUGAAGGCGACGUGUGGGUGCGCUGUUUGAGCGAUCACGCAGUGUUUGUGCAGAGUUAUUACCUGGAUCGUGAGGCUGGACGCGCCCCCGGAGAUGCUGUUCACAAGAUUUACCCAAGUGCUUACAUUAAGGUUUUUGACUUGCGUCAGUGCCACAGGCAGAUGCAGCAGCAGGCGGCCACGGCGCAGGCAGCAGCUGCAGCCCAAGCGGCAGCAGUGGCUGGAAACAUUCCAGGUCCUGGCUCUGUGGGAGGCAUUGCUCCCGCAAUCAGUUUGUCUGCUGCCGCAGGCAUCGGGGUUGAUGACCUACGCAGGCUGUGCAUCCUGCGGAUGAGCUUUGUAAAGGGCUGGGGCCCAGACUACCCGCGGCAAAGCAUCAAAGAGACGCCCUGCUGGAUUGAGAUCCAUUUACACCGAGCACUACAGCUGCUGGAUGAAGUGCUGCACACCAUGCCCAUAGCUGACCCACAACCUCUUGACUGAGUUAAGACAUGAAUUGUACAAUAAAGAACUUAACACACAACUCCACCUAUAGGCCUAGAGGGCCUUUAGGUAGACUGCAGCCGCAGGGAAGACUAGCUGAGUAGCUUGUAGUCUUGGAAUGUGACAUAAAGGCCGGCAGUAUAUUUAAGCAUGCUGCUUUCACAUCUCUUGCUCCCAGUAGUUCCACAGAGCUGAGUGAGGUGCAUAAAAUAGUGGAAACUCAAGAUUAAAGUGUGCAUGCAAAGAGACACAGAUAAUGUUUUAAAGUUCACUCUUUUAAACUGCACGAGUUAGUCUGAGCUCCUUUGUUUUUGCUUCAGGCUAGAUUGGUCCUUAAUAUUUUCACUGGCCCGGUGGAUCUGCAGAGAAACUGAGCAGACAUGUUUUAUAUCUAAAACUUGAAGGCUUCACGUCCAGUGCAUUUUUCUGCCGGGCUGCCGAGGAAUCUGUCUGCUGUGAACAUGUUUGCACACUACAUCCACCUCUCAAACUGGCCAUAGGAGUGGCAGGCAUGAAUAUGUAAAUCAGUCAACAUUUUGAAAUAUUUGCUGCUCUGAUCAACACUGAACUGAUGAUCACGGGUUGUUUUUUUUUUUUUCCCACGCCGUUCUGCUGAACGCCACACACAAGUCAAAACACCUGUUAGUUUUCUUCCAGUUGUAACUGGUUAUAAAGUCAUUUUCACAUG
Thalassophryne amazonica is the source of this 2536-nucleotide messenger RNA. RefSeq names its product SMAD family member 4a (gene smad4a). Gene Ontology annotation, biological process: BMP signaling pathway; SMAD protein signal transduction; transforming growth factor beta receptor signaling pathway. Gene Ontology annotation, cellular component: heteromeric SMAD protein complex. The record is from RefSeq and is a predicted model, not a curated record. Lineage: Eukaryota; Metazoa; Chordata; Actinopteri; Batrachoidiformes; Batrachoididae. The transcript is spliced from 11 exons. The coding region runs from base 337 to 1848 and encodes 503 amino acids. Gene Ontology annotation, molecular function: I-SMAD binding; DNA-binding transcription factor activity, RNA polymerase II-specific; RNA polymerase II cis-regulatory region sequence-specific DNA binding.